This is a messenger RNA of Chlamydomonas reinhardtii, 1172 nucleotides long. RefSeq lists its product as uncharacterized. The transcript is spliced from 4 exons. Lineage: Eukaryota; Viridiplantae; Chlorophyta; Chlorophyceae; Chlamydomonadales; Chlamydomonadaceae. Bases 217 to 1080 code for a protein of 287 amino acids. The record is from RefSeq and is a predicted model, not a curated record.
AUAGCGCCAGGCGAGCUCUACAGCUGCCGGUCUACAGGGUCACACGAAGCGGACACCAAGGGUCGCGCACAUUUGAGUGCACGUACGGAUGCUGAGGACGCGAGCGAGUACUUAAUGCCCUGCGCAUAGUCACUUCCUUAGUUGGCUGGCAAGCUCGUAUAGUCAUACAAUCCUCUGCAGCACAGCGAUUAGCUACAUCGCUAAUAUAUAGUUUCCAUGGCAGACUUACAGCAUCGUCGGUUUAGGUCUUGCAAGAGCGAGUCUGUAGAAUUCUUCAGCAACCUUGACGUCUGCAGCCAUCAGCGCAACGUAGCGGUCAUUUGCGCCAGUGGGCACGCGGCGCCUGUGCCAAUCCUUGCCGCGGCGACUGGCGGGCUCGACUUCCUGUGCAAGCUUCUCCGCGGCAAAAGGCACAUUCUGCACGUUAUUGACGUGCUUGAGCACAACCAGGACACCGCUCACGCCCACUCGACCGCGCUGAGCGGCGCCAUCUCCCAGGCUGGUGGAAGCCCUUCCGCGGCCAUCCCCCGCGCCGCGACGGCCGCUGCGGCGGCGUGCCAGCAGUUCGCUGCUGGCACCAGCAGCGUGCUCCAGCCCCCGGAGCUCAACGUGGGGCCGCUAGGCGUGCAGGCGCGGUCGCACGACGUACACAUGGCGGAAGCGGUGCAGGCCCUACACCCGGCGCUGGUGGACAGGGUCAAGACCCUGCGCGAGGCGGCGGCCAAGCUGCAGGCGGCGCCGUCGGAUGCCGCCAAGCAGGCGGCACGGCGGGCGUUCAUGAACGCCAAGGGCAAGGUGGCGGGGCUGAUGGUGGUGGUAGACACCAUGUUCAACGAGAACAGCAGGGACGAGGUCCUUGCCCUGCUGUCAACCAGCGAGGUGGCGCGGGCGGCCACCACCGUUCGCGACGCGGUCGCGAGUAUUCAGGCCGUGGCGCUGCAGCCCUGCGCGCCCUAUACCUAUUACGGUACCUCGCUUACCGCAGAUUUGAGCCUUCUUACCAGCGCCUCCGACCAUGUGCCGCACUUCCUCACCGCCGACCAGGCCACGAGCGACGCCACAAACGUGACGGUCUGCUAGACUCUGCACACGCGGCCCCAAGCCCUCCCCCUAAUCCCUUCUGCGCAGCCCGCGGCAUGUCCCUCCACACAACUGGUAUCCCCACCGAGCCC